Messenger RNA from Danaus plexippus (monarch butterfly), 3816 nucleotides. It is a transcript of the gene Cap-d3, whose product is annotated as glycosyltransferase 25 family member. The record is from RefSeq and is a predicted model, not a curated record. Gene Ontology annotation, molecular function: procollagen galactosyltransferase activity. NCBI's taxonomy places the organism in Eukaryota, Metazoa, Arthropoda, Insecta, Lepidoptera, Nymphalidae. The transcript is spliced from 10 exons. Bases 302 to 2014 code for a protein of 570 amino acids.
CAAACGGUUCAGAGCGGUGACAUUUGACAGUGUUCUACUUGGUCCUGAUAGAAUUAUUUCUAUGGAAACAGGUGCCCCCUAUCUUCUGUCGCUUUAUAGUUAACAUGAGAUGAACAGAGCUAGAAAAUAAUGUGUUUCUGAUUUACCGGCGCGCGCUUUGAUAGCUGUAUUGAUUUUAGUGUAUUUCCUAGGUCAUAAAACCCGGUCUAGAUUUGAGCUCAAGUACGCUUUACUCGCGUUUCGACACCCGUGAAGUUAUGUUCGGUCAUUGUCAUACACAAUAUUAAUUCAAAUAAUAAAAAUGAAUUAUACAUUGCCAGUGUUGUCGUUGCUAUUGUUCUUGAAUUCUUUUCUCCUGUGUUCAUGUAACGAUGAUAACGAUGAAAAGAAACUUCCGACUGUGGGCAUAACGUCUCUGGUUCGUAACCAAGCUCAUACAUUGCCCCAAUUUCUUACUUCACUCAUGAAUUUGGACUAUCCGAAAGAUAGGAUAUUCUUAUGGUUCCGCAGUGACUACAACAGCGAUCAUUCAGUUGAUGUUUUGCGUGAUUUUGUAAAUAAAUUCGGAACCUUAUACAACAGAGUACAUCUUUCAUAUAACACGUCUAAACAAAAGUUCGACGAUGAAUUGUCACCGACCCAUUGGAGCCAUAGUCGAUUUAUGCAUUUGAUUAAGUGGAGGGAAAUGGGAAUUAAAUUUGCGAAGCGACAAUGGGCCGAUUAUGUAUUUAUGCUGGACGCAGAUGUGUUUCUCACGAACCCCCAGACGCUACGGCAUCUCAUCCAAAAACAACUCCGUGUGGUGGCGCCAAUGCUCGUCUCAGAUCGAUAUUACUCCAACUUCUGGUUGUCCGUUGACGACGACUUCAACUAUCGUCUAAAUCACGAGGAUGAAUUCUAUCCAUUAUAUGAGUACAACGAAUUGUACAUGGGAUGUCAUAUAGUUCCAGUGAUAUACGGGGCGGUACUAAUGGAUCUUCGAUCAAAGAAAUCGGACUAUAUAACCUAUGAUCCCUACAAAAUAGUCGAUUACUUGGGCCCGCUGCAGGACCACAUUAUAUUUGCCGUGAACGCCAUGAGGAACAAUAUAUCGCUACACAUUUGCAACGACGAUUUCUUCGGUUACAUCACCCGGCCAAUAAAAGAAGGCGAACCACUUGAAAGGGAUGUAUUGCAUCUCACCAACCUGAAGCUGUCAGCGAUUGCACGCAGCAAGCCGCUUCAAUACCACUACAAGCUACAGCGUUUUGUGUACUACCCUCCUUCUCUGGAUUACCAAGUCGACAAGAUUUAUAUGAUCAACCUCGAACGAAGACCCGAUAAAAGGAAGCUGAUGGAACAGAGCUUCAAGGAAUUGGGCAUGAAUGUUACACGUGUUGAAGCUGUCGACGGCAAGAGCCUGGAUCCGAAAAAACUUCAAAAUAUGAACGUUACCUUGAUGCCUGGAUAUGAAGAUGCCUACUAUAAACGCCCUAUGACCUACGGCGAGAUCGGAUGUUUCUUGAGCCAUUACAAGAUUUGGGUCGAGGUUGCGGAGAGAAACCACAACAGAGUGUUGAUUUUGGAAGACGACGUUAAUUUCUUGCCUUAUUUCAAGGAAAACUAUGAUACGAUUAUAUGGGAGUCUUCUGUUCUGAAACAUGAUUUUAUCUACCUCGGCCGCAAAAUUAUGAUGGAUAAGGUUGAGAUUAGAAUGACGACGCAUCUCACUAAGCCGCUGUACUCUUACUGGACCAUUGGUUACAUUAUAACAAAAUUGGGUGCUGAGAAACUGAUCGAGGCUAAACCUUUGAGCAAAUUGUUACCAGUCGAUGAGUUCCUACCUAUUAUGUUCGAUCAACAUCCAGAUAAAAAAUAUAAAGAAUUCUUCCCCAAUCGGAAUCUGAACGCGCUGGCUGCGAGUCCAUCUAUCAUUUCACCGACACACUACACGGGCAUGCCGGGAUACAUCAGUGACACUGAAGAUUCUAUCCCUCUGUCUACUGAGCCCUGCACUGAUAAUCCAGAACUUUAAAUAUACAGACAUAUAUUAUGUGUCUUUAGUAUAUGCUUAGUGUUUAUUGAUGUUAACUUCAAGUAUCAUAUUAAUUAAUUCCAUAUAUUAGUAUGUCAAUUUUAUAUGACGUUAUAUAUCAGCCGUUAGGGUAUUAGUAGUAUGAUGUAACGAAUGACGUACUAGGAACAUAUUUAAAAACUAUAUUGAAAAUGUCGCUAUAAUCUUUGUCGUUAACUUUCAAAUACUGUCUGUUUAUAUACGUGUAGGGUUAAUUAACAUAUUUGAUGUACCAUUUAAGUUCGUUCUAUAUAGGUAUAUAAUAAAAAUUUCCGGAAAACAAAAUAUCGGUGGCGAGCUGGGGUUUAUUAUAAAGUUUUAAGCAUCCCCAUCGAUCCUAUUUGUGUCAAAAAAAGUUUUAGGCGGUCAAAAGGUCAAAUUUUGUUUUUUUUUUGCAUUUUUCUCAAGAACAGUAAUGAGUCUUAUCACGAAAAAAAAUCAAUCCAAAGUUGUAGUUGUUAAACAAUUGUGGUUUGAGGUUUUUUUGAUAAAAUAUACUGUGUAAAAAAAAAAAACAAAAAACCUUAAAUAUUGACCUUUGACCGCGAAAAAUUUUUGGUGCACACAUACGAUCGAUGGGGGAUUUUAAUUUUGGGCUGCCCGGGAAUUUUUGUUAUUCGACGUCUAUCUUUAUAUCUAAAUUCAGCUGACUAUUUAAUCAAUCUCGGUGUUGCAUACAGCAUAUUAAUAUUGAAGCGGUUUUAAAUGUAUUGUGACUGGUAGCAAGAUAUAAUUAAAAAAAAAAAAACAAAAAACAAAAAAACAAAAAAAAAUGUAUAAAAUGUCCCGUAUUUUAUGUUAUGGAGUUAAACUCUUAAUUUGUUUUUAUUUCUUGGAGCUUUUACUAGAUAUUGAUGAUGAAAAUCAAAAUUGAAUCUCAUCUCAGCCCAAAAGUUCGUAAGGCUGAUAUAUUUAGACUCGUAUUGAGACAAUAUCAUUAACUUAAAACUGCUUUUAUAUAUGGUUUUUAUGUAACUUUAGCUAUUUAAGUUUAGUUUGAGCUCACGCGAAUUUUGUAGGAAUGGGUGAAACCUGAAGGGCUAUGGCGUAAACGUUGUGCUUACGAACUAUAUUUGAAAUUAGGAAAAUUAAGAGAUAAAUAUGGGUGCUGUAAUGAAAAUAAAAUAUAGGAAUACGAAUGAGGUACCGCAAAGGUUAAAGAGAUGAUUUUUAAAAGUAACGUAAAGUUGUCGGUAGUGGAGAAAAUCAUGAACUGUUCGAGUUGUGACAGAAGGCUUGAGGCUAUCCAUACAUAUAAUGUCCAUAAAAAAACAGGACCUUUUUAUAACUUAUAUAUUAUAAUAUCCACGUACUUUAAUUAGUGUUUAAAAUUCAGUGACUGAUUAUAUUUAACUUUGUGUCAUAUCAAAAGCGUGAUUGUGGGCCAUAUUAUUAAAAAAAAUAUGUAUUUUGUAAACGAUCCUCUUUAAUAUAUUUUUAUAUAUUUUUUUUUAAAUUUCAUUAAGAUAUCUACCUACUUCGUACUUUUAACUAUAAAAUUGGUUUAAUGUAUUUUAAAAAAUAAUAUCUUACAUAUUAUAAGAAUAUGUAUGUUAUGCCAAAGUACCGACGAGUCAAAGUGUGCCAUACGUAAGUAAGUAUAUUAGGUACCUAAGUAAGUUAUGCAAGGUAUGAAAUGAAUUUACACAAACGGCUGAAGAUGUCUGAUGUUUUAUAGUUAUCGAGAAUUCGUAUCCCUAAAUAUGUUUAUUAAUUUUUAUAAUGUUACUUUCACCUAUUAAGAAAUAUAAUUUUUUUAAGUU